ACUAGCCAUUUCACAACAUCCACGCAGCGGAUCGGGGCCGUACAGAGCAGCAGCAGCAGCAGCAGCAGCAGCGGCGGCGGCGGUUCUUUUUGCCCCCGGGGCUUUUUUUUCUUUUCCUCCCCCGACCCGUCGACCAUAAACAACAAUUUGGAUCCACCGCGCAGGAUGAGGGCAAUUACUGGACUUAAUCUAUCAUAAUGUCUCCUUUUCCCGAUCGACUUGAUAGUCAAAUGAGUUCAGCAAUGGCUGGAGAGAUCUGAGUCCCCCCUCUCUCCUCUCCUCUCCUCUCUCCUCUCAUGAAGCCUAACUCCCCCAAACAGCACUUUGAUUUCCCUGAGAGGCUCAUCGGUGGACAUCAUGAACACAUCGGCGGGUUUUACGCUCAGAGAGCCGCUGGGUGCGUUUGAUUUCGGAUUACUGUGACGACUUGUUUGAAAAAGGGGGGAGAUAUUUUUUUUUUUUUUUUUUUCUGUUGGAGGAGUCGGCUUCCUCUCGCUCCUGUUCGCUGUCCUCCGGGUUCCUGCAGGACUCCAGAGCCGCGCAGAGCUCAUGCAGUCGCCAAGGGAGAGGAGUGAAGUGCGACCCCGAGCUGGAUGGAUGGUUAUGGGGAAAAGAGGAAGACCCUCGGCGCUUGACGUGUGCAGAGUCCUCGCCGUGUUUCUCUCACUCUUCCCCGCCGUGAGUCUGCAGUGCAAGAUCCUCAAGUGUAACUCCGAAUUUUGGGCGUCCACCUCAAACUCUGGGCCAGAGGAGGAGUUUUGCACAGCACUGCGAGCGUACAACAGCUGCGUACGCCGGACCGCUCGUACCUGCAGGGGUGACUUGGCGUACCACUCCGCCCAGCAUGGCAUAGAAGAUCUAAUGAGCCAGCACAACUGCUCCAAGGAGGGGCCGACAUCCCAGCCACGUGCCCGCACCCCGGUUCCUCCUCCUUCCCCUCCGCUCCUGCCUGACAGCCAGGAACGCUCUGAUGGACCGGAAGUGUGCCAUUAUGAGCGCAGUCUUCCACGCAACACAGCGCCGCCCAACUACACCCACUGUGGCUUCUUUGGAGAUCCACACCUCCGGACUUUUGGUGACGACUUCCAGACGUGUAAGGUGGAAGGAGCCUGGCCGCUCAUCCACAACAAGUACCUGUCUGUCCAGGUGACCAACACUCCCGUAGUGCCAGGUUCUCCAGCCACUGCCACAAGCAAGCUGACAAUCAUCUUUAAGAAUUUCCAGGAAUGUGUGGACCAGAAGAUGUACCAUGCAGAGACGGAUGAGUUGCCAGCUGCAUUCGCAGACGGAUCCAAGAACGGAGGGGAUCGGCACGGAGCGAACACUCUGCGCGUGGUGGAGAAGGUUCCCGGGCAGCACGUGGAGAUCCAGGCCAGGUAUAUUGGAACAACCAUAGUGGUGAGGCAGGUAGGCCGCUACUUGACCUUCGCCGUGCGGAUGCCGGAGGAAGUUGUGAACUCUGUGGAGGAAGGUGACGUCCAGGACUUGUACUUGUGUCUUCAUGGCUGUCCUGUCAACCAGCGCAUCGACUUCAGGAACUUCAGGGCUCGAGCAGCCGAGGCCCACAGCACUAGCAGAACCAGGGCUCAAGGCUUCACCUACCAGUCUGCCAAGGACAAGUGCAAAGAUCGGCUCCCAGUGGAGGAUCUUUACUUUCAGUCCUGCGUGUUUGAUCUGCUCUCCUCUGGAGACAUAAACUUCACCAUGGCAGCCUACUACGCCUUUGAGGAUGUAAAAAUGCUCCACUCAAACAGCAAGAGACACCACAUCUUUGAAAAUGUUAUCCGGAACAGCGCAGCACAGAAAGGCAAAGAUUUGCUUUCACUGUUCCUCCUCAACCUCCUCGCUGUCGUAUUGUGGAUUGAGUGCUGCACAGCUCAUCUAUAGUCCCUUUACAACAGUAUCCUCAUGGUGUAUCUGUCAGUGAGUGUUGUCGCUGUGUCGUUCAUUGGCUGCUGUCUUCUGCUCUGGUUCUGUGACGCGACCGGUGGCUUGCCAGUAGGCUCAUCCAAGCCGAGAGUCUCAUUUUAGUUGUUUUGUCAUGUCUUGACUUCAGCCGAAUGACAGGGCGGGUUUCACUGUGCUCUCCACCUCUCAUCACAUGUAUUUAGCUGCUUCGUAGGACUGGUCUUUGAAGAGAGCAGCGGUGAGAGAGCCCAGCCACUCCGGAGCUCAGGAUAUCCACCUGGGAUUAAAUCCCACAUUCUCACCGGGGCUGCAUGCCUAUGGGAAGCCGGACAAGAUGAUCUUUUGCAGAAAGAGGAGUUUGCUGAUCCUCCCCUCCCCUGAUCCCCUCAUUGGUGCCAAGCCAGUGAAGCUCUCUGUGGCUCAUGUGGCGAAGCGAGAGGACCUGACAGGGGCUUUUGUUAACCUAAGGCCAGAAGCAGCUCUAUGUUUGAUUAGUUUCCAGCUUUGGAAAAGCCUGAGCCUUUUUGGAGGAAGCACUCAGCCAAAAGGAUGUCAGAGCAGCGUCUCCAGUUGUCUGCUGUGGAGAUUAAUGGGUCAUAUUGUUAGGGUGUGUGUGUGUGUGCGUGAGUUAGUACAGUAUGUGUGCAGAAUUCAGCGUCUGUGGUUAAUUUUGUGUGUUUGUGGGUGCAGGAGUUCCCAGAAGUGAGAUAACAAACCUCCAAUGGGAGAAAUCUUUCCCAUGUCUUUAUGUUGCACCCAAAUCUUCAGAAAUAGAAAAGACAAGGCGCUCUCCAGUCUGCUAGAACAGACUCUACCAGCCAAGUAGUGAAUCCCCAAAAGGGAACCGAUAAAAAUAAUCUCGUUUCAUCUGUAUGUCAUUUUCAUUGUCCUCCAGCCUUUCUCUCUCCAUUGUUCGAGCUGAUGUGUUGAUUGGACAGCGUUUGUAUUUUAAGUCUGUAAUGUGAAUGUAGCUAACAAGAAAGCAAAAGAACAACCUUAGUUUAGGGCACUCGGAGUGUUUACAGAAUUUAGAUCAAAACCAAUCACGACACGUCUUUGAUAGCAUCUUGUGAAUUUCAACUCAUUUUAAGUCUGUUAUCACUAGCAGUGGUGUAUGGAGGACUGAAUCUGCCAAAAUCAAGACGUGCAUAAAUGAGUCAGUAAAUGAAUAAAUAUGCCAUUAAAGGGAUCAACAAUAAGUCAUUUUACAACACCCGCUUUGUCGACAGGAGUCUCUCUUCCCUGAGGAAAGAAGCUGCUCCGUAGACUCGUGGUAUGAAGCAGAAUUGCAACUCAAUUAUAGUAUAAUACAGACAUAAAUGGAGAAUUACAUUUAAAAAUGUAUAAAUGCAUUUUUAUUGAAUUAGAUCCAAACAAAUUGCAAUUAAUACAAAACCAAAUAAAAUAUAAAUAUACAUUUUCAUAAUGCAUUUUACAUGCAUUUUAAAUACUUUUGAUACAUGUAAUGGCAUAUUCAUUGAGACAUUUACUAAUUACUUUUUAUUUGUAUUUUAGAUGUUGCCAGUUUCGGGCCUCCAUAUCGCUGUAGUAACUGUAAGAACUAACCGUUAAGACGUCAUUUCCAGUCGGUUUUUAGCAAUUUCUAGACUACCAGUGUGCUGACCCGACUGUGGCUUAAAUGAUAAGCAUAUGUCUGUAGACGUGAUUUCAUGGCUUAAGUCAUUGCCAAAGAACAAGCCCUCGUGCCAACAUUUCCCCCAACAACUGAAUUUCCAUCUUUCAGUGUUAAAACAUUCGGGGGGGAUUCUUAAUUGUAUAUAACUUGUGUUUGUGUUGGAAUUUGUGGUUUUGCAGAAAAAUGACAGCUGACACACUAUAAAAGCAGCAUUUAGUUUCUGGUUUUUGCAGUCUCACCUUUUUGCUUUUUCUUGUGUUUCAUGAUAGCACUCCCCGCUAAGAGAACAUUUGAACUCUCUGCAGCUUGCAGUAUCUUGUAACGUGUAAGUCAUCCCUGUAGAUACUGUUGUUCUUCGGGCACAGUUUUAACGCUCAUUUAUCCUUUACACUGAAGUAUUUGGCAGAUCCUUACUACUGCUAUUUGGAACAUGUAUUGGUGCAACAGCAACAAAAAAAAUACAUACAAACAAAAUGAUUGUAAUGUUGAAUCUUGUGUUAAUAGAUGUAAUUUGUAUUGUGAGUUUUGCAGUAUACGGUUCUACACGUUUAAUGUGAGAUUGUACAUAUGUUUUGUGAGUUUGUUGAGUUUAAAUUUGUAUAUUACCAGUUGUGUUUUUGAAUUUAUCACAGUUUUUUGUACAUCAAAUGUUUUGGUGAAUGUGAACCUAUUUUUUUUCUUAUUUUGAAAAGGGAUUUUUGCAAAAACAUGAACACCACAGAACAUAAUCUUCUUUACUAAAUAUAGUAUACUCAGCCAGUUUUCGUGGAGGAAGUGGAAAAAAAACAAAAAGCUCACUUUGUUGUCAAUCAAAUCAAACUUCCUAAAUGCAGCCCACCUCAUUCAGAAAGGGAAUGUAGGAACGUGUUGUGGGGUGUUCAUGUUUUUGAGUUUCAAGCACUUUAUGUUUUUCUUUUUUCAUUUAGCUCUUAUGUUGGUUUGAAAUUCUGUCAGACUUGUACUGGUUCAAAAGAUUGAAAAAAAAAAAUAGCUGAAUGGGGAAAAAUGCCAGAAAGAUCAAACUGUGUUUGUAUGUAAAGCAAAUGUUGUGCCACACGCCAGCUGUUUAUAAUGUAAAUUAUUUAUUGAAUAAAAGAAAAUGUCUUGUUAA
Messenger RNA from Acanthopagrus latus (yellowfin seabream), 4655 nucleotides. RefSeq names its product repulsive guidance molecule BMP co-receptor a (gene rgma). The record is from RefSeq and is a predicted model, not a curated record. The transcript has 4 exons. Bases 550 to 1887 code for a protein of 445 amino acids. Gene Ontology annotation, molecular function: coreceptor activity. Gene Ontology annotation, biological process: BMP signaling pathway. NCBI's taxonomy places the organism in Eukaryota, Metazoa, Chordata, Actinopteri, Spariformes, Sparidae. Gene Ontology annotation, cellular component: plasma membrane.